Chelonus insularis is the source of this 2427-nucleotide messenger RNA. It is a transcript of the gene bdl, whose product is annotated as borderless. Gene Ontology annotation, biological process: cell-cell adhesion. The transcript is spliced from 12 exons. The coding region runs from base 290 to 2356 and encodes 688 amino acids. Gene Ontology annotation, molecular function: protein binding. The record is from RefSeq and is a predicted model, not a curated record. Lineage: Eukaryota; Metazoa; Arthropoda; Insecta; Hymenoptera; Braconidae.
UUUCCUGUAACAAUUCAAAGAUAAAAUUUCUAUUAACAUGAGCUGUAUUUAAUAUCAUUAAUUAGCAUUAAUUGAUAUUCAAACAAUUUUUGUUGAUAAAGAAAAAAAGGAAACGAUUAAAAUGAUGGUUUAAAUGAUGACAAUUGACGAGGGUGGAAAAGAUUGAUGAGUGAAGGUGAAGGUGACAAAUGUGCUCGACUCAUGUGAUACUCGUGGUGCCGCAGUUACAUUAUUCUUCGAUCUUUAUCAUCAUUGUAACUAAACAAGUUCAUCAUAGUUGAUCAUCAUAAUGGCAUUUAAAAUGUUUGUGAACACCAAUCAAUGGAUUCGUGGAUUUUUUAUUUUUUCAUUGUGCUGUGCAGGAUAUGGGAUGGUGUUAGAGGAUGCAAACAACUUUACAGCAGCUGUUGGGGAUUAUGUAGUUUUCAACUGUCAUCUUAAUUUUCCUCACGAAAUGCCAAUUGCUUACAUUUUGCAUUGGAACCGGGAAGGUCGAACAGUGUUUUCAUACUAUGAAGUUCCGGGUAAUGAACAGGCCAAUAGUAUUCUCUCGAUUGCUGAAGAUUAUGCUGGUCGCAUCCACUUGCUUGAGGGUCGAUCAAAUCAGGAAUACGGACAGGGAAGUAUCAACUUGACCAACAUCAGGGAGAGUGAUCAGGGUUGGUACGAGUGCAAGGUCAUAUUCCCAGAUAGGUCACCGAGUUCUAGAAAUAAUGGCACGUGGUUUUAUCUCAGUAUUGAAGGUUCGUCGACGUCGACGGACGGUGUUUCAGGUGAGAAUUUACUUGCUGUACCACCAGUCAAUAAAACGGUUAUGGAAGGAGAUGUUGUUGAAUUUGAUUGUGUUACCAAAGAUCCUAAUAUGAUUAUCACUUGGUUGCGUGAUAAUAUAGAGAUCGCAGAAAUAGAGGAUCUCAGAGAUCGAGUUAUCAUUGAUGAUAAUGGAACUUUAACAAUCAAACCAGCAGCAAUUGGUGAUUUAGGAGAAUACACUUGUGUCGUAACUGACAUUGUUGGAGACCAACAGUCAGCAUCAGCUUUUCUUAACGUCCAAUACAAGGCAAAGGUCAUUUAUGCACCAAGAGAAGUAUUUUUACCUUAUGGAAAACCAGCUCUAUUAGAUUGUCAUUUUAGAGCGAAUCCCCCUCUGACAAACCUACGCUGGGAGAAGGAUGGAUUUUUAUUCGACCCAUACAAUGUUCCUGGUGUAUUUUACCGUAGAAAUGGAUCACUAUACUUUAGUAAAGUUGAUGAAACUCAUUCUGGAAGUUACAGUUGUACUCCAUACAAUGAACUUGGUACAGAAGGUCCAAGCCCAUCAAUCUCUGUAGUAGUUCAAAGACCACCAGUAUUUACAGUAACACCACAACGUUUAUAUAUGAGAAAACUUGGGGAAAGUUUGGAAAUUCCUUGUGAUGCUAGAGAUGGUGAUCAAUCGCAACCACCAACUAUCGUCUGGUUUAAAAAGGAUGGCUCACCACUCUCGCAGGAUCGGGCUAUUCUCCAUGGUGGAAAUCUAACUAUUGAAAGGAUACAAGAACAAGAUCGUGGACUUUAUCAAUGUGCAGCAAGCAACGAAGCUGCUACUGUGGUUGCUGAUGCUGAACUUAUGGUACUCAAUGUUCCACCUCGAGCUCCCUACAACUUGAAUGCUAACAGUAGUCAUACUGCUGUCACAUUGACAUGGGUUCCUGGCUAUGUCAGACCGAAAAUGGAAUAUGCUGUCUGGUACCGACCCACUGAUACCACAGAAUGGAAAACAAUGAAAAUUCCAUCCAAAAAAAUCACUGAAGCAACUGUUCUUAAUCUUGUUCCUGGCAGGGAAUAUGAAUUCAUGGUUUUGAGUCAAGAUAAACAUGGUGAUGGAAUGUUCAGCAAGUCUAUUAAAGUCCUAACGCAACCAAAAUCCGGAACUGUCAAUCUCAAUUCUGCUUCAGAAUUCAGAAGCUCUCAAGAAAGUAUCGAACCUCCUCAAGAUGUCAAGGUGCAGCCAACUGCAGAAGGAUAUUUAGUAACUUGGGAACCACCUGCAAACGUCAAAGAUAUCAAGAUUUAUAUUGUAAGAUGGUUUCGAGGUUCAACAGAGAAACAUUUACAUGGUAGAGCAGAGACCACUGAUACAUACUAUUUAGUCAAGAGUUUAGAGGAAGAAAGCAGCUAUAUUUUUGAAGUUUCUGCAGUGUCACAUUCAGACGAUGUAGCAACAAGUGAACAAUUUAUCCUCGAAGUACCAGCGUAUCGAAGGAAUAGAGCCAUUUCAAUGGGAGUUGUUGCUGGAAUAGGAUUCCUAGCAGCUGCAUUAGCUGCAGUCUGGUGGAUAAGAAAAAGAUUUUGUCAACCUUCAAUAAAUAAAUAAGAACUUGAGUUUUCUAUUUGUUAAGAUAUACAUAAUAUGGAAAGUGGGUAUUUAAAUAGAAUUGUUCAAUU